This is a messenger RNA of Camarhynchus parvulus, 1355 nucleotides long. RefSeq names its product par-6 family cell polarity regulator alpha (gene PARD6A). The record is from RefSeq and is a predicted model, not a curated record. Gene Ontology annotation, molecular function: protein kinase C binding. Gene Ontology annotation, cellular component: apical plasma membrane; nucleus; cell cortex. The transcript is spliced from 3 exons. Gene Ontology annotation, biological process: establishment or maintenance of cell polarity; centrosome cycle; regulation of cellular localization. Bases 3 to 1076 code for a protein of 357 amino acids. Lineage: Eukaryota; Metazoa; Chordata; Aves; Passeriformes; Thraupidae.
CCAUGGCCAAGCACCACCGCACGCCGGCGCGCUCCGCCGAGCCCGUCAUCGAGGUCAAGAGCAAGUUCGACGCUGAAUUUCGCCGCUUUGCCAUGAAGCGCUCUGGCGCCGGCAGCUUCCAGGACUUCUACCAGCUGCUGCAGACAGUGCACCAGAUCCCGAGGGUGGAUGUGCUCCUGGGCUACACAGACAUCCACGGCGACCUCCUGCCCAUCAACAACGACGACAACUACCACAAAGCCCUGUCCUCUGCCAACCCCCUCCUCAGGGUCAUCAUCCAGAAGAAGGCAGAGUCUGACGCCAGCGUCUUCGCCUCCAACUCCCUGCAGCGGAAGAAGAAAGGGCUGCUGCGGCCAGCGCACUACCGGGCCAAGCCUCACCUCCUGAUCGGGAUGCCCCAGGAUUUCCGCCAGAUCUCCUCCAUCAUCGACGUGGACAUCCUGCCCGAGACGCACCGGCGCGUGCGGCUGCACAAGCACGGCUCCGACAAACCGCUGGGCUUCUACAUCCGCGACGGCGUCAGCGUGCGCGUGGCCCCGCAGGGCGUCGAGAAGGUGCCCGGCAUCUUCAUCUCCCGCCUGGUGAAGGGCGGCUUGGCCGAGAGCACGGGGCUGCUGGCGGUCAGCGACGAGAUCCUGGAGGUGAACGGCAUCGACGUGGCCGGCAAGUCGCUGGACCAAGUGACGGACAUGAUGGUGGCCAACAGCCACAACCUGAUCAUCACCGUCAAGCCGGCCAACCAGCGCAACAACGUCAUCCGCAGCAGCAAGGCCUCGGGCAGCUCCGGCGUGUCCACGGACAGCACUCCCAGCCAGCAGACCCCCAGCCCGGCCUCGCAGUACCUGAGCAACUACAGCACGGCCGAGAGCGACGAGGAGGGAGACCUGGUCAUCGAGAGCGACAGCGCCUCGCACUACAUGCCCGGGGGCUGCCCCAACGGGGGCCCUGCCGACGGAGCCCUGCGGCGGAGCCUGUCCCCGCACAGCUCGCGGGGCUCCCUGCAGUCCCUGGGCAGCCACGACGGCAGCCCUGGCAGGGGCAGCGCACGGGAGGAUGGCACCCUCCUCACCCUAUAGCCACAGGGGCCCGUGCCACGCGGUGGCUGGAUGGGUUUCUGCUGAUCUGGAUGUGGACAGCAGGGUGAUGAUGUGGCCAGCGGGCAGGGGUGGAGAGGGGCUGCCCACUGCCUCCUCCCACCCCCUGUGACCCUGGGAGCCCCACUGUGGGACCCACUCAAGCUGGGCACUGCCCCUGUGAGCGCCCUUGCCUCCUCUUCCAAGCAAGCGGGGGUUUUUAAUUGUUUUAUUGAAAUAUGCAUCAUUAAUAUAUUGCAAUGGACAGUAAAACUUUUUCUA